Molecule: messenger RNA, 3101 nt
Organism: Drosophila sechellia
Lineage: Eukaryota; Metazoa; Arthropoda; Insecta; Diptera; Drosophilidae
Gene: Prp4k
Product: Pre-mRNA processing factor 4 kinase
Exons: 8
Coding region: 143-2869 (908 amino acids)
Biological process (GO): peptidyl-threonine phosphorylation; mRNA cis splicing, via spliceosome; peptidyl-serine phosphorylation
Molecular function (GO): ATP binding; protein serine/threonine kinase activity
Source: RefSeq, a predicted model, not a curated record
CACACUAAAAAAGCUACUAAGAGGAAGAACACGAUAAGAGGAAAAUUAUAAGUUUCAUUAGCCAUCUGCAAAGAAUUACCGAACACCUUAUGAACGCACUGUGUGCGCACAUCUGCAGUUUACAGUGUUAAACAAUCAAAUAAUGGCUGACGACAAUAGCUACGACUCCAGCAACAACAGCGAGACCGAGGAGCGUCGGACCAAGCACAAAAAAGCUAAAAAGCACAAAAAACAUAAAAAAUCCUCGACUGGCAAGACCGAAAAGGACAGGCAUGUCCACAAGAAGCAGAAGAAAGCAAAAAAACGACCCCACAGAACUAGCGAAUCCACAAACGAGUCUGACGCCCCGGAAAAUGCAAAGUUAAAACUAUCACAAAAUUGCGGACUGAGCAGCAAGUUCACAGAAAUCAUGCAGAAGGCCAGCCGGAACGGAGCCGAUUUCCGUGUCGGCAAACCCCUACUUCCGACGGAUCCGAGCAGCCUUGUUGAAGAAAUCACCAAAACUAUUCAGAAUAAGAUGCUGCCCGUCCUGGAGGUGGCCAGUUCUAGCAGCGAAAGCGAUGUGCCCGCCGAUGCAGCCAGUCCUAUUAUUUUGUCUAUUAUUGAAGACGAGCUUAAUUUGGAGGAAUUGAUGCGUCAGAAGGCCCUUCUGCAGGCGCGCCUGGGCGCCUAUAUGUCGGAUCCAGAGGCGGAGGAUAAAGGCGAUCUCCUCCCAGACACACACUCGCAGCAGCUGGUUGUCCACACCAAAUCAGUGCUCAAAGCUGUCACAUCCGUACCGCAGCCCCAACCCAGCAAGUCUGCAGCGCCGUUGGCUACUGCAACCAGUAAACAUGCUAAUAUUAAAAAGUCUACCACGCAUAACUCAAAUGAAUCCGAUGUUAUAUUGUUGGAUGAUUCUAGCGGAGGCCAGCGAACCCCCUCGCCUACGCCCGAGAAACGAAGGCGCCACGCAUCUCCGCUCCCAGCAGCUCCGAGAAGCCGUUGCCGUAGGGAUCGUCGUUCGAGGGAUCGCGACCAUUCACCCCCACGUCGCCGAGCAUCAGAUCAGCAGACGCAGGUCCGACCGCGGAGCCGCAACCGCAACAUGGAGGACCUACGACAGGAAAUAAACCGCGACAAGCAAAGGGAAAGACGAGACCAUAGCCGAGACCGGGAUCGGCGAGGAUUGGAUAGGCCGCCGCCACCCACUGAUAUGAGACCAGGUCGUGCACGGGAGCGAGACGUUCGGCCGAGUCGUAUGCAGCGGUCGCACAGCCGCAGUAAGUUUGAGUCAGACAGGCGACGAGAGCGGGAGCGGCAAAAGGACCGGGAUCGUGGUGGCGGGCGCGGAGGAGCCCGCAGCGGGACAGACAACGGGGAUAGAGAUCGGUACAAGGGUUCGCUGAGCGAGGGGCAAAAUAAGCUAGACAAGGAGAGCAGUGAUGAGGAGGUGAACGUAAACAUUGACAUUUUGGAGGAAGACGAUGACGAAGAACGUAUCAUUGAGUUACGUAGAAAGAAGCGCGAGGAGCUACUCAAGAAGCUGGGAACUGGGCAAGAAUCGCCAGCUCCUCAUAACUCGGUCUCGUACGAGUCUCGAAGUACUUCACAAGGGUCAUCCCAACGCGAAAGACCUUUAAGAACGCCGUCGCCCACGUUGCCUUGCCCGAAUCCCCUUAUCUCGGAAAUGCCAAAGGAACACGAAGAUAUGGAUAACUCGACUAGCCAAAAGAAUUGCUCCGCAAAGGAAAAACGAAACGAGUGGGAUAUGUUCGCCGACCAAGACGUGGAUUCCAAUUUCGAUUCACCCAACACAAUAGUCCAAAAUAAGCAUCAACACGAAAAUCCCGCUCUCACAGACAACUGGGACGACGCUGAAGGUUAUUACCGAGUUCGUAUCGGUGAAGUUUUGGACAAUCGAUACCUAGUGAAUGGAUACACAGGCCAGGGUGUCUUCAGCAACGUAGUGCGUGGCAGAGACCAAGCUCGUGGGCAAGCUAAUGUAGCCAUUAAGAUCAUACGAAACAACGAAAUAAUGCACAAAACUGGCUUGCGGGAACUAGAAAUAUUAAAAAAGCUGAACGACGCCGAUCCAGAGGAUCGUUUCCACUGCCUUCGACUGUAUCGUCACUUCUUUCACAAGCAGCAUCUUUGUAUGGUGUUUGAGCCAUUAGCAAUGAAUUUGCGGGAAGUACUUAAAAAGUAUGGCAAGAAUGUGGGACUCCACAUCAAAGCAGUGCGUAGCUACACGCAGCAGCUAUUCUUAGCACUCAAAUUGUUAAAAAAGACGGGUAUUUUGCAUGCUGACAUUAAGCCGGAUAACAUUUUGGUAAACGAAAAUAAUCUGAUACUUAAAUUGUGUGAUUUUGGUUCUGCCUCGGCAAUCAGCGACAACGAAAUAACACCGUACUUGGUAUCGCGGUUCUACCGCUCACCAGAGAUCAUUUUGGGUAUUCCCUAUGACUACGGAAUCGACACCUGGUCUGCUGGCUGCACAAUUUAUGAGUUAUACACAGGAAAGAUUCUGUUUAGCGGGAAGAGUAACAAUCAGAUGCUAAAGUUUUUCAUGGACGUAAAAGGAAAGAUACCAAACCGAAUUAUCAGAAAAGGCCAAUUUAGAGAACAGCAUUUUGACCAAAGCUGCAACUUUCUCUACCAUGAAAUAGAUAAGCUCACUGAGAGGGAAAAAAUUGUUGUAAUGCCUGUAGUCAAACCUUCGCGUAGCCUGCAGCAGGAACUAAUUGCUGACCAAAACUUGCCAGACGAUCAACAUCGCAAGGUCACCCAGCUCAAGGAUCUUCUAGAGAACAUGUUUGCCUUGGAUCCGGCUAAACGGAUCUCCCUUAACCAGGCACUAGUUCAUCCAUUCAUACAGGAGAAGAUGUAAAUCGACCGACGAAGGCAAUGAAACGUAAUUUAAUUUGGCAUAGUCCUAAGACAACAAUUCCCCCAACUCAGCCGUUAGCUACUAGUUAUCGUUUGUUAUUUUAGAUACAUCUGCUCAACCAAAAAUCACUAGAUCAUUACAUCUACACAAUCGAUCUAAAUAUGUUCUGUGGUUUUAAGCUCUACGGCGCGUUUUGAGAACCGAAUUAUACAAAAUAUUGGUAUUCAAUUAA